CUGUUAGCCUCUAUAAUCAUUAAGCAUGUCAACCAGAAGAGCGGCAAGGUAGGACAGCAAAAAACAAGACGUUAAUGGGAUAUAUGCUGAGAGUUGACCUACAUUGUGAAUUCUUUGGUACCUGAACCAACUUCAUUCAAAUAUGCUUCAGAGACGACCUCUUUCCUGAAGCAUUACAGUAACAGGUACUGUAUGCCAAUGGCACACCAUGUAUGGAUUACCAUCAUAAUUGCCGUCUGGUGGGUUUUGAAGUCACAAGGCUUCCAAGAUAUUUCAGACUCUUUUCUGCAGUUACCUAAUUCAGAUGGACAACUGCAAAGACAGAAAAGUGAAGCUUCCUUAAAUUCUAAAGGCUCCUGGAAGUACAUCAUUGAAGCAGAUGUCAUUGGACCUGAUGUUGAAUUCUUAGAGCAAGUAAAGUCAACUGUAAACUUGAUUAGUCUACCACUAUAUACCGACAACAGUGUACAGAUAACAGAUAUUUCCAUUACAACAGUGUGCUACAAUAGUAUAAGUACCCAGUGUAUAUGUGAGCCUGGGUAUGGCUGGGCAUAUAAAAACUGUCUGACAUACAACGCCUGUGAUGCCAUCAUCAAUAACACUUGUGGAUGCAUCCAAGGCAUACCAAGUGGAGAACUCUGCCAGGAUAUCAAUGAAUGUGACACAGAUCCAUGUGGUCAAAAUUCCACAUGCUCCAACACGGUUGGCAGCUACAACUGUUCUUGCUGGAGAGGAUACACCCCGACAAACACAUCUCUGCCCAUUAACACUAGCAAUCCUUGCAUAGAUUUUAACGAAUGUGACACAGAUCCAUGUGGUCAAAAUUCCACAUGCUCCAACACGGUUGGCAGCUACAACUGUUCUUGCUGGAGAGGAUACACCCCGACAAACACAUCUCUGCCCAUUACUUCUACCAACCCAUGCAUAGACAUCAAUGAAUGUGACUCUGAUCCAUGUGGUCAAAAUUCCACCUGCUCCAACACAAUCAGCAGCUACAACUGCUCUUGCUGGAGCGGAUACACUCCGACAAAUACAUCUCUGGCCAUUAGUUCUAGCAAUCCAUGCAUCGAUGUAAAUGAAUGUGACUUUGAUGCAUGUGGUCUAAACUCCACCUGCUCCAACUCGGUUGGCAGCUACAGUUGCGCUUGCUGGAGAGGAUACAGACCAACAAACUCGUCUCUGCCUAUUAGCAGCAGCAACCCCUGCAUAGGUCCUGUUCAACUGUACAAGUACAGGGUUGAGAUUGAGAUGGAAACAGUAGAUGCUGACCAACUGAAGAUGGAGUUGUCUGAACUUGACCUUCCUCUCCCACUCGCAACAACUGAACAAGUUGAGAUCACUGACAUCAAUGUCACAACAGUGUGUUACUCAAACACGAGUGGAUAUCGGUGUGUCUGUGAGGAGCAGUACACCUGGCCCCAUGACAGCUGUAUCACUUAUGGAGCCUGUGAUGAGUUCAGCGAAGGCACCUGUGGAUGUCUUAAUGGUUUACCGAAAAAUGGGCCGUUCUGCCAGAGAGAUGUAAACGAAUGCGACUUUGAUCCAUGUGGUCUGAACUCCACCUGUGCAAACACCAUUGGCAGCUACAACUGUUCUUGCUGGAGAGGAUACACCCCAACAAACACAUCUUUGCCCAUUAACACCAGCAAUCCAUGCAUAGAUAUUAACGAAUGUGACACAGAUCCAUGUGGUCAAAAUUCCACCUGCUCUAAUACCAUUGGCAGCUACAACUGUUCUUGCUGGAGAGGAUACACUUCGACAAAUACAUCUCUGCCCAUUACUUCUACCAACCCAUGCAUAGAUUUUAACGAAUGUGACACAGAUCCAUGUGGUCAAAAUUCCACAUGCUCCAACACGGUUGGCAGCUACAACUGUUCUUGCUGGAGAGGAUACACCCCGACAAACACAUCUCUGCCCAUUACUUCUACCAACCCAUGCAUAGACAUCAAUGAAUGUGACUCUGAUCCAUGUGGUCAAAAUUCCACCUGCUCCAACACAAUCGGCAGCUACAACUGCUCUUGCUGGAGCGGAUACACUCCGACAAAUACAUCUCUGGCCAUUAGUUCUAGCAAUCCAUGCAUCGAUGUAAAUGAAUGUGACUUUGAUGCAUGUGGUCUAAACUCCACCUGCUCCAACUCGGUUGGCAGCUACAGUUGCGCUUGCUGGAGAGGAUACAGACCAGCAAACUCGUCUCUGCCUAUUAGCAGCAGCAACCCCUGCAUAGAUUUUAACGAAUGUGACACAGAUCCAUGUGGUCAAAAUUCCACCUGCUCUAAUGCCAUUGGCAGCUACAACUGUUCUUGCUGGAGAGGAUACACUUCGACAAAUACAUCUCUGCCCAUUACUUCUACCAACCCAUGCAUAGAUUUUAACGAAUGUGACACAGAUCCAUGUGGUCAAAAUUCCACAUGCUCCAACACGGUUGGCAGCUACAACUGUUCUUGCUGGAGAGGAUACACCCCGACAAACACAUCUCUGCCCAUUACUUCUACCAACCCAUGCAUAGACAUCAAUGAAUGUGACUCUGAUCCAUGUAGUCAAAAUUCCACCUGCUCCAACACAAUCGGCAGCUACAACUGCUCUUGCUGGAGGGGAUACACUCCGACAAAUACAUCUCUGGCCAUUAGUUCUAGCAAUCCAUGCAUCGAUUUUAACGAAUGUGACACAGAUCCAUGUGGUCAAAAUUCCACAUGCUCCAACACGGUUAGCAGCUACAACUGUUCUUGCUGGAGAGGAUACACCCCAACAAACACAUCUCUGCCUAUUAGUUCUAACAACCCAUGCAUAGACAUCAAUGAAUGUGACUCUGAUCCAUGUGGUCAAAAUUCCACCUGCUCCAACACAUUUGGCAGCUACAACUGUUCUUGCUGGAGAGGAUACACCCCAACAAACACAUCUUUGCCCAUUAACACUAGCAAUCCAUGCAUAGACAUCAAUGAAUGUGACUCUGAUCCAUGUGGUCAAAAUUCCACCUGCUCCAACACGAUCGGGAGCUACAACUGUUCUUGCUGGAGAGGUUACACCCCGACAAACACAUCUCUGACUAUUAGUAACAUCAAUCCAUGCAUAGAUAUCAAUGAAUGUGACACAGAUCCAUGUGGUCAAAAUUCCACCUGCUCCAAUACCAUUGGCAGCUACAACUGUUCUUGCUGGAGAGGAUACACUCCGACAAAUACAUCUCUGCCCAUUACUUCUACCAACCCUUGCAUAGAUGUAAAUGAAUGUGACUUUGAUGCAUGUGGUCAAAACUCCACCUGCUCCAACAUCAUUGGCAGCUACAACUGCGCUUGCUGGAGAGGAUACGCUCCAACAAACUCGUCUCUGCCUAUUAGCAGCAGCAACCCCUGCAUAGGUCCUGUUCAACUGUACAAGUACAGGGUUGAGAUUGAGAUGGAAACAGUAGAUGCUGACCAACUGAAGAUGGAGUUGUCUGAACUUGACCUUCCUCUCCCACUCGCAACAACUGAACAAGUUGAGAUCACUGACAUCAAUGUCACAACAGUGUGUUACUCAAACACGAGUGGAUAUCGGUGUGUCUGUGAGGAGCAGUAUGCCUGGCCCCAUGACAGCUGUAUCACUUAUGGAGCCUGUGAUGAGUUCAGCGAAGGCACCUGUGGAUGUCUUAAUGGUUUACCGACAAAUGGGCCGUUCUGCCAGAGAGAUGUAAAUGAAUGCGACUUUGAUCCAUGUGGUCUGAACUCCACCUGUGCCAACACCAUUGGCAGCUACAACUGUUCUUGCUGGAGAGGAUACACCCCAACAAACACAUCUUUGCCCAUUAACACCAGCAAUCCAUGCAUAGAUAUAAAUGAAUGUGACUUUGAUGCAUGUGGUCUAAACUCCACCUGCUCCAACUCGGUUGGCAGCUACAACUGCUCUUGCUGGAGAGGAUACGCUCCAACAAACUCGUCUCUGCCUAUUAGCAGCAGCAACCCCUGCAUAGGACCUACAGAAGUGUACACAUAUGAGCUUGAUCUUGUGAUGAGAACAGUAGAUGCUGACCAACUAAAGAUGGAGUUGUCUGAACUUGACCUUCCUCUCCCACUCACAACAACUGAACAAAUUGAUAUCACUAACAUCAAUGUCACAACAGUGUGUUACUCAAACACGAGUGGAUAUCGGUGUGUCUGUGAGGAGCAGUAUGCCUGGCCCCAUGACAGCUGUAUCACUUAUGGAGCCUGUGAUGAGUUCAGCGAAGGCACCUGUGGAUGUCUUCAUGGUUUACCGACAAACGGACCGUUCUGCCAGAGAGAUGUAAAUGAAUGCGACUUUGAUCCAUGUGGUCUGAACUCCACCUGUGCCAACACCAUUGGCAGCUACAACUGUUCUUGCUGGAGAGGAUACACCCCAACAAACACAUCUUUGCCCAUUAACACCAGCAAUCCAUGCAUAGAUAUAAAUGAAUGUGACUUUGAUGCAUGUGGUCUAAACUCCACCUGCUCCAACUCGGUUGGCAGCUACAACUGCUCUUGCUGGAGAGGAUACGCUCCAACAAACUCGUCUCUACCUAUUAGCAGCAGCAACCCCUGCAUAGGACCUACAGAAGUGUACACAUAUGAGCUUGAUCUUGUGAUGAGAACAGUAGAUGCUGACCAACUAAAGAUGGAGUUGUCUGAACUUGACCUUCCUCUCCCACUCACAACAACUGAACAAAUUGAUAUCACUAACAUCAAUGUCACAACAGUGUGUUACUCAAACACGAGUGGAUAUCGGUGUGUCUGUGAGGAGCAGUAUGCCUGGCCCCAUGACAGCUGUAUCACUUAUGGAGCCUGUGAUGAGUUCAGCGAAGGCACCUGUGGAUGUCUUCAUGGUUUACCGACAAACGGACCGUUCUGCCAGAGAGAUGUAAAUGAAUGCGACUUUGAUCCAUGUGGUCUGAACUCCACCUGUGCCAACACCAUUGGCAGCUACAACUGUUCUUGCUGGAGAGGAUACACCCCAACAAACACAUCUUUGCCCAUUAACACCAGCAAUCCAUGCAUAGAUAUAAAUGAAUGUGACUUUGAUGCAUGUGGUCUAAACUCCACCUGCUCCAACUCGGUUGGCAGCUACAACUGCUCUUGCUGGAGAGGAUACGCUCCAACAAACUCGUCUCUACCUAUUAGCAGCAGCAACCCCUGCAUAGGACCUACAGAAGUGUACACAUAUGAGCUUGAUCUUGUGAUGAGAACAGUAGAUGCUGACCAACUAAAGAUGGAGUUGUCUGAACUUGACCUUCCUCUCCCACUCACAACAACUGAACAAAUUGAUAUCACUAACAUCAAUGUCACAACAGUGUGUUACUCAAACACGAGUGGAUAUCGGUGUGUCUGUGAGGAGCAGUAUGCCUGGCCCCAUGACAGCUGUAUCACUUAUGGAGCCUGUGAUGAGUUCAGCGAAGGCACCUGUGGAUGUCUUCAUGGUUUACCGACAAACGGACCGUUCUGCCAGAGAGAUGUAAAUGAAUGCGACUUUGAUCCAUGUGGUCUGAACUCCACCUGUGCCAACACCAUUGGCAGCUACAACUGUUCUUGCUGGAGAGGAUACACCCCAACAAACACAUCUUUGCCCAUUAACACCAGCAAUCCAUGCAUAGAUAUAAAUGAAUGUGACUUUGAUGCAUGUGGUCUAAACUCCACCUGCUCCAACUCGGUUGGCAGCUACAACUGCUCUUGCUGGAGAGGAUACGCUCCAACAAACUCGUCUCUACCUAUUAGCAGCAGCAACCCCUGCAUAGGACCUACAGAAGUGUACACAUAUGAGCUUGAUCUUGUGAUGAGAACAGUAGAUGCUGACCAACUAAAGAUGGAGUUGUCUGAACUUGACCUUCCUCUCCCACUCACAACAACUGAACAAAUUGAUAUCACUAACAUCAAUGUCACAACAGUGUGUUACUCAAACACGAGUGGAUAUCGGUGUGUCUGUGAGGAGCAGUAUGCCUGGCCCCAUGACAGCUGUAUCACUUAUGGAGCCUGUGAUGAGUUCAGCGAAGGCACCUGUGGAUGUCUUCAUGGUUUACCGACAAACGGACCGUUCUGCCAGAGAGAUGUAAAUGAAUGCGACUUUGAUCCAUGUGGUCUGAACUCCACCUGUGCCAACACCAUUGGCAGCUACAACUGUUCUUGCUGGAGAGGAUACACCCCAACAAACACAUCUUUGCCCAUUAACACCAGCAAUCCAUGCAUAGAUAUAAAUGAAUGUGACUUUGAUGCAUGUGGUCUAAACUCCACCUGCUCCAACUCGGUUGGCAGCUACAACUGCUCUUGCUGGAGAGGAUACGCUCCAACAAACUCGUCUCUGCCUAUUAGCAGCAGCAACCCCUGCAUAGGACCUACAGAAGUGUACACAUAUGAGCUUGAUCUUGUGAUGAGAACAGUAGAUGCUGACCAACUAAAGAUGGAGUUGUCUGAACUUGACCUUCCUCUCCCACUCACAACAACUGAACAAAUUGAUAUCACUAACAUCAAUGUCACAACAGUGUGUUACUCAAACACGAGUGGAUAUCGGUGUGUCUGUGAGGAGCAGUAUGCCUGGCCCCAUGACAGCUGUAUCACUUAUGGAGCCUGUGAUGAGUUCAGCGAAGGCACCUGUGGAUGUCUUCAUGGUUUACCGACAAACGGACCGUUCUGCCAGAGAGAUGUAAAUGAAUGCGACUUUGAUCCAUGUGGUCUGAACUCCACCUGUGCCAACACCAUUGGCAGCUACAACUGUUCUUGCUGGAGAGGAUACACCCCAACAAACACAUCUUUGCCCAUUAACACCAGCAAUCCAUGCAUAGACAUCAAUGAAUGUGACUCUGAUCCAUGUGGUCAAAAUUCCACCUGCUCAAACACAAUCGGCAGCUACAACUGCUCUUGCUGGAGCGGAUACACUCCGACAAAUACAUCUCUGGCCAUUAGUUCUAGCAAUCCUUGCAUCGAUAUAAAUGAAUGUGACUUUGAUGCAUGUGGUCCAAACUCCACCUGCUCCAACUCUGUUGGCAGCUACAGUUGCGCUUGCUGGAGAGGAUACAGACCAACAAACUCGUCUCUUCCUAUUAGCAGCAGCAACCCCUGCAUAGAUAUAAAUGAAUGUGACUUUGAUCCAUGUGGUCCAAACUCUACCUGUGCCAACACCAUUGGUAGCUACAACUGCUCUUGCUGGAGAGGAUACACCCCAAUACACACAUCUUUGCCCAUUAACACCAGCAAUCCAUGCAUAGAUAUAAAUGAAUGUGACUUUGAUCCAUGUGGUCCAAACUCUACCUGCUCCAACACAAUUGGCAGCUACAACUGCUCUUGCUCAGGAGGAUACACUCCAACAAACUCAUCUCUGCUCAUUAACACCAGCAAUCCAUGCAUAGACAUUAAUGAAUGUGACUUUGAUCGAUGUGGUCCAAACUCCAACUGCUCCAACAUCAUUGGCAGCUACAACUGCUCUUGCUGGAGAGGAUACGCUCCAACAAACUUGUCUCUGCCUAUUAGCAGCAGCAACCCCUGCAUAGUCAUAACAACCCCUUUUCCAACACCACCACCUACAUCAACAUCACCACAACCAACGACACAAAUAUCAGAAACAACACCAUUAUCUCUGACAACAACAAAAGUAACAGAACCAACACCAACUACCACAACAACACCACCAACAACAACACCACCACCACCACCACCACCACCAACAGUUUCUACCAUCAGGUUCUCUGUGACAUUGAACCAAAACUAUGAUUUUCGCUUAGAUAAUAAAGCAUCUGUGUUAUACAACACAUAUAGAAGUGAUAUUAUAUCUGCAGUAGACAUGAACUUUAGAAGAUUACCAGGAUACGAAGCUGAUUCAGCAGAUGUCACACGUUUCAGUCCAGGCAGUGUGAUUGUAGACCUGUCCCUUAAGUUGACAGAUCCAACCGUCAGUUUUCUGAGUGUAAGCAAUGGCAUAAUAGCGGAACUUAAGGCAAAAAAUUACAAAAUUGCUGAUGACGCCUUUGUUGUAAGUGAGAGAACAAAUUUGAAGGUGGGCAGUGGCCGCCUUUUUCCUCAGCAAAACAUGGAGUUACAAUGCAAUGGAAAUGUAACUGAAUGGAGAUUUAAGGGGCAGACAAUUCCUGACUCGUCAGGCAAAAAUCAACUUAUCAAAAUAGUCUCCCCCUCUGACAAUGGUCGAUAUGAGUGUGUAUCAAGCAAAAACUCUCUGCCGUUUAUUCGGUGGGAAAACAUUGAUGCAAUACAACAAUUACCUAUAAUUGAGACAAGUCGAAAUAAAAGAAUUGUGUGUCAAAAUGAAAAACAGGUGACCCUGCUGUGUUGCUCAAACUCGGGUUAUACCGUUAAGAUGGAGAAGAUGGAUGACAAUGGUUAUCUCAAGGAGCAAGGGAUAUCAGAUUGCACGUAUUUAUACAGUAUACAAAACUGUACAAAUGGUCCAGGAAAAGCUCAACUCAUCUGCAAAGUUGACAACCCAGCCUUGGAUAGCUUUAGUUACAGUUCAAAAACCUUUACCUUAACUUUUCAAGCUGAAGGGUUUGAUUGUGAGGAUGAACAGUUCGGAGGUGGAGACAAUGGUCAACCAGGAGAAGGGAACUGUAAUGUAGAUGAAGUUGGUAAAGUUACAGCUGUAUGCAAUGGGACUACAGGUGAAUGGGAGAACCCAGAAAGGAACUGUGUUUUGGUUGUGAUCAAAGAGCUGGAAAAAGAAUCUCUGACUCUGACAGCAACAACGCUACCUGGUUUUGUGGAACGAUUAAGUAACAUCACAUUUCAAAAUGAAGAUCGGAUAGCCAACUCCACAUCAAAUAUUGAAAGCAUUGUAACAAUCCUGAAUAAUGUUGCAAACAUUACACAGGACUUUACAAUCAAUGAGGAUGUCAUAGGGAAUUUCAUCAACGUCUCAAGCGUCAUUGUGUCCAAUUCCACCUUUAAUACCUGGGGGGAAUUAAAUGAUGUCAACAAAACAACAAGGAAUGUCAGUGCAUCUUUCCUGGGCUCUAUUGAAGUGAUUGUGAGAUCCCUGCAAAGGGACACAUCUUUUGAAACAGGAACAGACAUUAUCCAGCUACGUCAAGCUUUUGUCAACAGCUCAUACAAUGAGACACUAGGCGCAGAUUCAUCUGCUGCAGUCUUCAUCCCAGAGGAGGGGAACUUUGCAAUUACAACCAUCACAUUCUCUACCCUAAAUAAUGUCCUACCAGCCAGGAAUAGUAGUGACAAUGAUAGCAGUUUAUCCAACUCCAUCAAUGCAGCUGUGGUUUUAUUCCAAGUAAAUGACACCAUCACCAAUAUCUCGCUAAGCUUUGACCUCAUAAAUGAAACACUAGAAAAUCCUCAGUGUGUCUUUUGGAACUUUGAGCUUUUUGAUGGAUUUGGUGGAUGGGAUUCAUUUGGAUGUGAGCUCAUAUCGUUCAAGAAUAACACUGUCACUUGUGAAUGCAACCACACAACAUCCUUCUCAAUUCUAAUGUCACCAUCCAUUCCCCCUGGCAUAAGAUUGUUGCUGGAUUUCAUCACAUACAUUGGUGUGGGUAUAUCCCUUGCCAGCUUGAUCAUAUGUCUUAUCAUUGAAGGAUUCAUAUGGAAGAGCAUGACCAGAAAUGACACGUCUUACAUGCGGCAUGUCUGUGUGGUGAAUGUUGCUGUGUCACUUCUGAUUGCUGAUAUCUGGUUCAUUAUAGGAGCAGCUAUAUCAGACUAUCAAUCAGUAGCUGUCGGACCAUGUACAGCAGCAACCUUUUUCAUCCAUUUCUUUUACCUAGCGAUGUUCUUCUGGAUGUUGGUGUCUGCUCUUCUGCUGUUUUAUCGCACUGUCAUGGUUCUCUCACAGAUGAAGAGGUCAACAAUGUUGGCAAUUGCAUUCAGCCUUGGCUAUGGUGCCCCCCUCAUAAUCGCCGUGGUAACUGUAGCAGCAACUGCCGGAGGUGGAGGUUACAUCCGAGAGAACCAAAUCUGCUGGCUCAACUGGAAUGAGACUAAAGCCCUUCUGGCUUUUGUGAUUCCAGCAUUGACCAUUGUGGCCAUAAACCUUCUAGUGAUGAUUGUUGUCCUCUUCAAAAUGUUGAAAAGGGGUGUUGGAGACACAACGCAGAAUAACGACAAACAUGCCCUAGUGGUCAUAGCGAGAUGUGUCGCCAUCUUAACCCCCCUCUUCGGCCUUACCUGGGGAUUUGGCAUAGGCAUCAUGGCUGCGCCUGAAGCUGUAGGACUCCAUGUUGUUUUUGCCGUUUUAAAUUCAUUACAGGGUCUUUUCAUUUUGGUCUUUGGAACACUACUGGAUAGCAAGAUAAAAGAGGCCUUAGUAGGAAGACUAAGAAACCAAAGCUCUGGCUCGGGUGGCACAAGGAGUACAAGUGCUGGGACGUCAUCGAACGUACUCGAUUUCUUCAGAGGGAUUCGAAGAAGAAAUGUGUACAAUGUCUCAGGAGGACCUGUUGUCAACUCAGGAUCUGGGACUUCAAGCAGUUACAGCGCUGUCGACUCCUCUGGGAACACUUAAUAUGAAAACCUUAAAACCAUGGUGUGAACUAUGGGGGAGCCAGGGGGAACUCAGCUCCCUCUUGAUGAGACAAUGGAAAGACAUGGAAAAUUUUGGUUGUCUCUAAAAGUGUUAUUGAUGUGCUGUUUGCCAUGUGUUUCUAGUUUCCUGUAUUGUCAUUAUCAUCAUCAGGGUCAGGCGUAAAAUCAGGGUAUUUUAAAGUACAAUUCAUGCAUUUGGACGAUUUUAUUGUUAGUUGACUUAAAGAUAGGCUAUCCUUAGGAGACGAAACAAGGAGCGAUAAGAAUAGA
Messenger RNA from Alosa sapidissima (American shad), 10727 nucleotides. Its product is annotated as fibrillin-1-like. The record is from RefSeq and is a predicted model, not a curated record. Gene Ontology annotation, molecular function: calcium ion binding; G protein-coupled receptor activity. Bases 193 to 10437 code for a protein of 3414 amino acids. The transcript is spliced from 67 exons. NCBI's taxonomy places the organism in Eukaryota, Metazoa, Chordata, Actinopteri, Clupeiformes, Clupeidae. Gene Ontology annotation, cellular component: membrane. Gene Ontology annotation, biological process: G protein-coupled receptor signaling pathway; cell surface receptor signaling pathway.